UGUCAAUUUAAAAUGUAUUUAGUUUAGUCUUCAUGUUUAAGCGCUUUUACAUUGGCUAAGAUCGCCGACACUGAAAUGAUAACCUUUACGUGUUAGGUAUUUCACUGUGGUUUAAUUUGUCAAUAAAAACAACUAAUUUGAAAUAUAUAUUCACGGUUCUAGAUUUUUAAUAUAAUUGUAAUAACAGUUGAAAAUGCCAUCUGCCACGUACUCAGUAAAUCAAAAUUUGAAAAAUGACACAGCUAACUGCUCACCGAAUCAAGGAAUUGAAGAUGAAAUAGAAUUACCAUCAAUUAUCAAGAGUUCACCGAUGUUACCUGGGAUAUCAUCUUCUACUCUAUAUAUAAACAAGUUUUCUAUGAAAAGCAAAUUACAUGAUACUUCAAAUUCUUAUCUAAGCUUCUUACGCAUUUUUCGGUAUGCGGACAAAUGGGAUAUAACAUUAAUGGUUGUUGGUAUAAUUAUGUCAGUUGCAACAGGUUCCAGUUUACCAGUCUUAGCUUAUUUUUUUGGCCAAAUGACCAAUACAUUCAUUAGGCAAACAUCAAAGUAUGACUUUAUGGAAAACGGAACUUCAUGGAAUUUACUAAACGUUACAUCUACAAACCAUGAAACAUCUUCAAGUAUAUACUCCAUUCCGAAAUUGUCACCUGAAGAAUUUGAUAAUUACAUGACAGAGUAUUCACUGUAUUAUUUGUAUAUUGCAAUUAUUGUUUUAAUUGCUGCUUACAUUCAAACUUGGUGUUGGGAAAUGGCCUGUGAAAGGCAAGUGUACAGAUUACGAAAUGUGUUUUUUUCUCAAGUUAUCCGACAAGACAUUACUUGGUUUGACACUAAUCAAAAUGGAGAUAUUUCUUCAAAACUUUUCGAUGAUUUAGAACGUAUUCGUGAAGGUAUAAGUAGUAAGUUUAGUUUGCUCUCGCAAUACGCCUCAACUUUUGUUUCUGGUUUUAUUGUUGGAUGUUGUGUUAGCAUCAAAUUAACAGCUGUAUUGUUGAUUAUUGGGCCAAUUAUUAUUGGCAUCACUUCAUAUCUUAGUAUACAUGCGUCCAGUUCCGUCGCAAGAGAACAAUUGAAAUAUGCUGCCGCUGGGCGAAUUGCAGAACAAGCAAUUACAGCAAUAAGAACUAUAGCAGCGUUUGGGUUAGAAAAAAAAGAAAUUGCUCGUUACAAGGCGGCAUUAAAAGAAGGGCGUACACUUGCAAUUCAUAGGUAUAGGCAGUUUUCAUGUGGGUUGGGCUCACUAUUUUUGAUGACUUAUGUUGGUUAUGGUAUUGCGUUUUACUAUGGAGCUAAUUUAGUCAAAAUAGGCGAAGCUACACCUGGUAUAGUUUUUACUGUUUUUUUCAGCGUUAUGGCAGGAGCAUUUUCAGUGGGAAAUGCUUUACCAUAUUUAAAUACUGUUGCUACAGCUGUCGGCAUAGCAAACAACCUUUACGAUGUUAUUGAUAGAAUUCCUCAAAUUGAUUCUUAUUCAAAAAAAGGUUUAAAACCAAAUAAAGUAACAGGCAAAAUCGAAGUGAAAAAUGUAUCAUUUAGAUAUCCGUCUAGACCCGAAAUAAAAGUACUUGAAAAUUUAAAUUUAACAAUUGAACCUGGCAAAACCGUAGCUUUAGUUGGGUCAAGUGGAGCUGGAAAAAGUACUAUCGUUGGUUUACUAUUAAGAUUUUAUGACCCAGAGUCAGGAAAAAUAUUAUUAGAUUCAGUUAACUUGUCAGACUUAAAUGUUCAUUGGUUAAGAGAUCAAAUUGGUGUUGUUUCUCAAGAACCCAUACUUUUUGGAGUAUCAAUAGCUGACAACAUUCGAUAUGGAAGGGAAAAUAUUACUGAUGAAGAACUUAUCGAUGCUGCAAUUCAAGCAAGCGCCCAUGAAUUUAUAAAAAACUUACCAAAUGGUUACAAUACAUAUGUUGGUGACAGAGGUUGUCAACUUUCUGGGGGUCAAAAACAACGUAUUGCUAUCGCCAGAGCUAUAGUGAGAGAUCCUAAAAUAAUUUUACUAGAUGAAGCUACAUCGGCAUUGGAUUCUCAAAGUGAGGGUUUUGUACAAGAGGCAUUAGAUCGAAUCAUGAAAGGAAGAACAACCAUCAUAGUAGCUCAUAGAUUAUCGACUAUUAGGAAUGCAAAUAUAAUACAUGCAAUGAGGGGUGGAUGUAUAGUAGAAUCUGGAACUCACGAUGAACUUAUGCGCAAGGAAGGUUUAUACUAUAGUUUGGUAAUGACACAAAUAAAAGAACAAAAUGAAGAUAAAAAUAUCAAAGCAGAAGAAUCAAAUGCCAAUGAUGCUGAAUAUGAAAAAUAUGAAAUUGGUGAAAAUUUAGAUAUUGAAAAUUCAGACAAUAAAGAAAAAUUAAAGAAAAAGUCAAAAUCUGUAAUGUACCAACUACUAAAGUAUAAUUCUCCAGAAUGGGUCUUUUUGCUAUUUGGAACUGUAGGAUGUAUAUUAAAUGGAGUUUUAACACCAGUUUAUGCGUACUUUUAUGGUGAGGUAUUUGAAUCUUUGGCACUAACAGGUGAAGAUUUGGAAAGGGAAUCAAUUUUUUGGUCAUUAAUGUUUGUUUUGAUAGGAGUACUAUCUGGAAUAACUAUAUUUUGUCAAGUUUGGUGUUUUACAUUUGCUUCAGAAAAACUCAUGAUGCGUAUGCGAUCAAUUGCUUUUUUAAAUAUAUUAAGACAAUCCGUUGGAUGGUUUGACAACAAAGAUUCCUCCCCUGGUAACCUUAUAACUAAGUUGGCUAGGGACGCUCCAGUUGUGAAGGCUGCUGGAGGGAUGAGGAUCGCUCAAGUCAUAGCGGCUUCUGUGACUUUAUUGGCAGCUAUAGGUAUUGCUAUGAUUUUCGGAUGGAAAUUAGCUAUAGUAUUAAUGCUUUCUGUUCCGGUUCUCAUUGGAGCAUCAUAUCAGCAGCAAAUGAUCCAAAGAAAACAUCAACGUAGAGAUGCAAAAUUCAUGGACGAAGCUGGCAGAAUAGCUUCGGAGUGUGUGCAAAAUGUGCGUACAGUGCAAUCACUAGGAAAAGAAAAAACAUUUUCUAAACUGUAUCUUGAAAGUCUCCAAGUUCCUUACAAAGAAGCAAAAAAGCAAGUAUACUGGUAUGCUAUGCUCUUUGCUCUAUCACAAUCAGUCACAUACUUGCUAUACGCUAUUGCUUUUAAAUACGGAUCAUAUUUGGUGCUAAAAAAAGAAAUGACUCCUUCUGCAGUUUAUAGGGUAUUUUUUGCACUGUCAUUUUCUGCACAAUCUGUUGGCCUUACAAUGGCAUUCUUGCAAGACUAUGCAAAAGCAAAGCUGUCAGCUAAAAUUAUGUUCAACCUCAUGGAGUCUCCAUCCGAAAUUGAUAGUCAAUCCACUAAAGGACUUAAACCCGAUAUUUACGGUAAAGUGUCUUUCAAAGAUGUUCAUUUUUCAUAUCCUACUAGAAAGGCAAAUAAAGUACUAAAUGGAAUGGAAUUUUCAUUGAACCCUGGAAAGACCCUGGCCUUAGUUGGUGAAUCAGGUUGCGGUAAAAGUACUGUGAUUUCACUUCUGGAAAGGUUUUAUUUACCUUCAAGUGGACAAAUUGAAGUAGAUGAUUGUGAUAUUAAACAUAUAAACCUACAACACUUACGACAAAAUAUAGGUAUCGUAACCCAAGAACCAAUAUUGUUUGACUGUUCUAUUAAAGACAAUAUUUUAUAUGGUGCUUAUUUUAAUGAAAACAGUUCAUUAGAAUUUUCUAGAAUUGUAGAAGCUGCUAAAAAAGCUAAUGCACAUGAUUUCAUAAUGAGCUUACCUCAAGGAUACGAUACAUUUGCUGGUGAAAGAGGUACACAAAUUUCAGGUGGUCAAAAACAAAGAAUCGCUAUUGCUAGAGCUCUGGUAAGAGAUCCGAAAAUACUUUUACUUGAUGAAGCUACUUCAGCACUAGAUACAGAAAGUGAAAAGGUUGUCCAAGAAGCUUUAGACCAAGCCAGAAUAGGUAGAACCUGUAUAAUAAUAGCUCAUCGUCUGUCAACCAUAAUAACGGCAGACGAGAUAGCUGUUGUAAAAAAUGGAAAAAUCGUUGAACACGGUACUCACCAAGAACUACAAAAUUUAAAAGGAUUUUACUACGAGUUAGUAAAAAGACAACAGUUAUAAUAAAAAAAAAUUGUUUAACAUGUUAAAUCGCCAGAUUUAAUUCAAAGUAUACUACUUUGUUGUGUAAAAUAUAAAUAUGAUUAUGUAAAUAAAAAAUUAAUAAACUAAAUUGAACCAGUACUUAUUAUAAAGUAAAAUUAA
This is a messenger RNA of Daktulosphaira vitifoliae (grape phylloxera), 4258 nucleotides long. RefSeq names its product ATP-dependent translocase ABCB1-like. The transcript is spliced from 27 exons. NCBI's taxonomy places the organism in Eukaryota, Metazoa, Arthropoda, Insecta, Hemiptera, Phylloxeridae. Gene Ontology annotation, molecular function: ATP hydrolysis activity; ATP binding; ABC-type transporter activity. Gene Ontology annotation, biological process: transmembrane transport. Gene Ontology annotation, cellular component: membrane. The record is from RefSeq and is a predicted model, not a curated record. Bases 194 to 4117 code for a protein of 1307 amino acids.